UCAGCGGUGUUAGCUGUCUGGGAGGCCUUGGAGCGAUGCGGGACUGAAGGCUGGGGAAAGUACUUGCUGACAUUGGAUCAGGCUAAGGCCUUUGAUCGGGUAGACCACGAGUACCUGUGGCUUCUCCUUGAUAAAUGUGGCCUGGAUGGGAGGUUCAUUGGCUGGCUUAAGACCUUGUAUAGCGGGGCCGAGAGCUUCAUGCUGGUGAAUGGUUGGAUUGGGCAGUCCUUCGAGGUUGGUUCAGGGGUGCGCCAGGGGUGUCCUCUGAGCCCUUUACUCUAUGCUUUCGCAGUCGACCCCUUCGUAAGGAGGUUGGAUGGCGUAGCAUUGGGUGGGGUGCCGGUGGGCAUUCCUGGGGAGCCGCCUUUGAGGGUCAUUGCCUAUGCCGAUGACAUUUCUGUCUUUGUCUCCGGGGCUGAAGAGGCGCAGGUGGUAGUUUCGGAGAUAGAACAGUAUUCUGAGGUGUCGGGGUCCAAGGUUAAUCAGGACAAGUCUGAAGUUCUCUGGCUAGGUGGGGAGGGUGAUCGCUUCUCACUUCCCGGAGCCCCAGCAGGCAGUUAA
Messenger RNA from Staurois parvus, 561 nucleotides. NCBI's taxonomy places the organism in Eukaryota, Metazoa, Chordata, Amphibia, Anura, Ranidae. The record is from the annotation of a GenBank genome assembly.